AAUUCCUAGCUUGUCAACCUACAUCGGAUUUUUAGAACAUGCUGUUGCCAGAUGCAUAAAAGCUUGUAAUUUUCUCGUGUGGGGCUUCUUCUGAGAGGGUAAUGACAGACAACCAUCGUGGCAAUUAUUUGUCAAAUUAAAUAGAUGCCAUUUUGUUAACCAGUUUCCAUAGCUGGCUAACGUUACUUGUUGCCUCAAACCAAAUUUAGCCAACGUUAAAGUUGCAAAGCUAACGUGCUAGAGUUUUCUACUCCAGCGUCCACUACGCUCCAGGUAAACAGUUUCCUAGUCUAAUGGUUCAGCCCCAGCCGCACGCGGGGAGCACACUGCAGUGGGAGAUGAAUGGAGAGGAGGCGGUGGGCGCCGGAAGCAAUGGGUCACUCGGACCCAGUUCUCAAGGCUCUCUCCGGGUGCCGCCCGAGAUGGCUGGCAAUGAGCUGCUGGUGCAGGUUAUGGACGACAACUACAAGCUUAGAGAGGCCCUGAAGAGGAGCACCUGCUCCCUCCGCGACCGCUGCGGAGAGAUGGAGAGCUGGCAGCGGAAGGCCAAGGAGGAGCGGGAGUUCCUGAGCUGCCGUUUCCGGGAGGCCAAGUCCCUGGUGGAGCGCCUGGCGGAGGAGAACAAGGUGCUGCUCGGCAAGCUCAACCACAACACCACCACCACCACCACCAACGGCAGCAGUGGCCCAGGAAGCCGCACCAAGACCACCCUCGCAGCAGCAGGAAGUCAGGCGGCGGCGGCGGCGGAACAGGAUGCAAAGAACCCACAAGCUGACAGAAACGGCCUGCAGGACGGCUGCUGCUCUCUAGAGUCAGCACAGGACCACUUGGACGCGGAUCGUGACGACCUUGACAUGCGCAGAAGUCUGUAUGAGAGUUACCCCGACAGUAGCCCUGACCGUAGUGGAUUCGAGUUCAGUCUGGAUGACACUCCCCAUCUUCGCAGUGAUAAUGAUGAUGAUGAUGAUAGUAAUAGCAGCAAGCCUGCUGAAGGAUCCAACGAGUUCCUGCAGCUCCUCAAGGCCCACAAACUGGAGUUGGAAGGGAACCUAAGGGAGCUGAGGGGUAAGAAUGCCGAGCUGGAGGCGGAGAAGGUCAAAGGGGACAAGGAGAGGGACAACCUGCGCACCACCGUGGAGCAGCUACAGGCGCGACUCGGCCAGCUCAGCCUGCAGCCGGGCGGGUCUGUGAUGGCUGAGGCAGUUCAAAGGUCAGAUGCUCCACACCCCGUGUCAGAAAGCCCCCAGAUCACCAGGUUGAAAGAAGAGCUCACAGCCACACAGGGCAGGUAUAAAGAGUUGCAGGUGAAGGUGGAUGGCAUGAUGAAGAACUCGGUGCACAGGGACCGCGCCGAGGCCCAGCUCAAACAGAAGGAGAAGGACUGUGCACAGCUGGCCAAGGACAGCGACUCCAUGAAGGCUCAGGUGACGUCUCUACUGGGAGAGCUGCAGGAGAGGCAGACCUGUCUGGAGAAGAGCGAAGAGAAGAGGAGAGAGCUGGAGGAAAAGCUGGGUGGCAAGAUGGAGUCUCUGCAGGGCCUGGAGAGAGACAUAGAGAGGGAGCGACGGCAGCACACUGUCACCGUGGACAAGCUGCUCAUGCAGGUGCAGAACCUGGAGGCCGCGCUCAAGAACGACCGCCUGGUCAUCACAGAGGAGAGGAGGAAGCUAGCUCAACUCCAACACGCAUACACGUGCCUGUUCCAGGACUAUGACGCCAAACUCAAAGCAGAGAGCCAAGCCAAACACAGGUGUGGGGCAAGCGGUGAGGUGGGUGACCUGGCUAACCGGCUGGUGGAGGCGGAGAAGGCUCUGGCCCUGAAGCAGGACCUGAUAGACAAGCUGAAGGAGGAGGUGGAGCAGCAGAGGAGCACGCUGGAGACUGUGCCCGUACUCACCGCACAGGCGGAGAUCUACAAGGCGGACUUCCUUGCGGAGCGGGAGGCUCGAGAGAAGCUGAACCAGACCAAGGAGGAGCUAUCAGAGCUGCUCAACAAGGCCAAGGCCGACAUAGAACGCCUCAAACAGGAGGGAUCCUCACGUGCACAGCUGGAGGCCAUGAAGUACAGACAUCAGCACGUGCCUGCCCCCGCACCCUUCAACCAAGCGCAGCCUCCUCAGGCCUUCCCCCGUGCCGAGGAGCAGCCAGACUACCGCUGCCCCAAGUGUGGCUACCAGGCGCCCGACAUGGACACCUUGCAGAUCCACGUCAUGGACUGCAUCCAGUGAUGGCCUUCUCCUAAACCCCCACCACCACCACCACCACUACCACAGCCCCACAUCAGAGGCUUUUCUUGGGGAUGAGUGGUCGUGAGGGCUCAGGGAGUCUGGUGGCAAUUUGUUGAACUUUGACCUACAGUACAACCAAUCACAGUUUCAGAAAGAAAGAAAGAGAGAGAGCGCGGCUGCUUGUGCCCGUUGACCUUUGGACGCUGUUUGCACACACAAUCUGCCGACCGACAAUGGCGAGGACGACAAUUUAAAGACAAUGUUUUGGAACAUCGACGUUCCCACCAAGUCAUCAAGAUUUCUGUUCAAAAACUAAAACGACGAAAAAACUUUGUAUGUGUGACGAUGCUGUGCGUGUAUUUUAUAUAUAAUAAUAAAUAUAUAAAUUAUGUAAGAUUUACACCCUUACAUAAAAAUACAUAUAUAGAUAUGUAAAUCUUAAAUGACAAUGUAGGAUACUGCCUAUGUGACAGCAUAUUGUAAUGUAAUGCACGUAUGGAUGUGUGUCUGCUUCUCAGCAUAUGUCUGUCUGUGGUCUUAUUUUUUGCCUGUGUUUUUUUUUGUCCAUCUGCAAAGACAUGUUCUUUGAGGAUCUGCGCCGGUCUAUGUGAAUAUUUGUCUAUUAUAUUCAUUAUAUGAAAAGAUGAAAGGCUUUUACUUUGUAUAGACUGUUGUCAUGGCAAGAGGUUUAAGAUAAUAAAUAAGACUGUAAAUAAGAUUUUGUUUUAUUUUGUAUUUUGAAGCCAAUUUAGUUGUGAAGUCAUGAAUGAAUGUGCACCUAUAG
Engraulis encrasicolus (European anchovy) is the source of this 3012-nucleotide messenger RNA. It is a transcript of the gene ikbkg, whose product is annotated as inhibitor of nuclear factor kappa B kinase regulatory subunit gamma. Gene Ontology annotation, biological process: positive regulation of canonical NF-kappaB signal transduction. The transcript has 16 exons. Gene Ontology annotation, molecular function: K63-linked polyubiquitin modification-dependent protein binding. NCBI's taxonomy places the organism in Eukaryota, Metazoa, Chordata, Actinopteri, Clupeiformes, Engraulidae. Bases 294 to 2228 code for a protein of 644 amino acids. Gene Ontology annotation, cellular component: cytoplasm; IkappaB kinase complex; nucleus. The record is from RefSeq and is a predicted model, not a curated record.